Molecule: messenger RNA, 849 nt
Organism: Histoplasma capsulatum G186AR
Lineage: Eukaryota; Fungi; Ascomycota; Eurotiomycetes; Onygenales; Ajellomycetaceae
Product: synaptobrevin
Exons: 1
Coding region: 1-849 (282 amino acids)
Source: RefSeq, a predicted model, not a curated record
AUGGCACGGAAAUUGCCCGAAUCCUACGCGUCCCCAGACAUUACACUCGUCAACCUCACACAUCUUCUUGCUCGCCUCGAAAACAACCUCAUAUCUCCAUCUGCAGAUCUCAAACUUGUACAUCGAUCCCCCUACCAUCGAGCUAGAGUUGGCGCUGUGAGCAUACCAAGACAAUUCCUACAUAUGCAAUCCUGGCUAUCUACUGACUACUUCUCAAAGAAUAUCGAGUACUCGCGGACCCUGCUCAUGAAACUCGAACUCUCCCUCCCAAACAUCAAAAUCCAAGCUCGCAAAGUCUCUCUCCAGACAAACCUUGCCCAUAAACGGCAACAAAUUAAGGCUCUUAAAGCCCGGCUAGAUGAAAUCACAGCCAUAGCCGAAGCGGAGCCAGAUACUCAGACAUUCUCGUCGGACAAUGAAGAAGAUUUACUACCAACACCAAGCGAUAGCACACCAGAAACCACAUCUCCGCCGCCGCCAAAAUGUGCAGAUCUAGCGCCAACGAAGGAAGAAGAAACAAAAGAUGACGAGGAAGUAGACCAAAGCGAAGAAGGCCAGACUACCCAAGAAGGUAGACACAAUCAAGACACACUCAAUAUGCCCACAUCACCAACCCCGAUACAACCGCUAGAACCAUCACCAUCAAACACAUUACGCAGCAGACUCCACCACCACGACCAUUCAUCAUCAACCACGACCCCAACCGCUACGACAACAGCGACAUCCAACCCACCCUCAAACAUCUUUUCCCCCACCGCCCCACCGCACCCAUCGCAACAACAACAACCACAACAACAACGACCCCGCAAGCCGCCCUCUCCCAAAACGAAGCCGAACAAGACUCCCUAA